Rhipicephalus microplus (southern cattle tick) is the source of this 1795-nucleotide messenger RNA. RefSeq names its product very long chain fatty acid elongase AAEL008004. NCBI's taxonomy places the organism in Eukaryota, Metazoa, Arthropoda, Arachnida, Ixodida, Ixodidae. Gene Ontology annotation, biological process: very long-chain fatty acid biosynthetic process; fatty acid elongation, saturated fatty acid; sphingolipid biosynthetic process. The record is from RefSeq and is a predicted model, not a curated record. Gene Ontology annotation, cellular component: endoplasmic reticulum membrane. Gene Ontology annotation, molecular function: fatty acid elongase activity.
CCUGUAAUUGCAAGUGGUCAUAUAAGAGUGCGCACUAUGAAUCUACUGUUGCUCAGCCAGCUUUCCUUUGCUAGAUGAACACAUGUGUCUGCGGUAGUUCUCAUAAGUCUGUAACAACUAGACGGGGAGCCUCUACGAGAGAACCAGCCAUCAUGGAGCAAGGCAUUGUGAUGCACACCAUACACCAGCUGAUGACCAUCAGGGAUCCACGCACCAAGGAUUGGAAGAUGCUGCACAGUCCCAGCUUCAUCGUCAUCUUGUUGGGAGGGUACCUGUACAUGGCCAAGGUGUGGGGGCCAAACUUUAUGAAGCACCGCAAGCCAUACGACCUGAAGGGAUUCAUACGGAUUUAUAACCUGCUUCAAGUGCUGUCAAACAUCUACUUCUUGUAUAGGAUCAUCUACUACUCCUUCUGGGCGGCCGGAUACAGCAUGUUUUGCCAGGGACUGACGUACAAAGCGGACGAGAACGCCCGGCAUCUCCUUAAUGCCUACUAUUGGUACUUCUUCGUGCGGGUGGCUGACUUCCUGGACACGCUGUUUUUUGUGCUGACCAAAAAGUUCUCCCACAUAUCGGUGCUUCACGUUACCCACCACACCAUAGUCGUGUUCAACGGCUGGAUGUUUCUGCAGUUCGGCCCUGACGGACAGGCUGUGUUCGGUGUCUGCCUCAACGCGUUCGUGCACAUCAUCAUGUACGUCUACUACUUUCUCGCUUCGCUGGGUCCCUCCAUCCAGAAGUACUUGUGGUGGAAGAGGUACCUGACCAGGAUCCAAAUCGUCCAGUUCUUUGUAAUGAUCGUUCACGCUUCCAUACCCAUCUUCGUGGAUUGCGGAUAUCCGGUCGUGUUGCUCUGCAUUGGAAUCCCGCAAGUCAUCCUUAUUCUGGGUCUCUUCUUGAACUUCUACGUCCAGGCAUACCUGAGCCGGUCGUCCGGAGGUCCUCCCAAGAUACCGGCUCCUGAAGUACACAGCCAAAAUGGAGACAGCCACCACUCUAAUGGUGGCAACGCGGAGGCGAAGAAGGAGUUGUAGAGGAAUAACGCUCUGGACUGGAGCGUAUUUUCGCACCUUUCUUGCGCACUCUUUCAGUCAAAAAGUUCAAAUAGUACCUGUGAGUAUUGUCGUGCCGCGAUGGCCAUGUGUUGUUCUUUUGUUAUUUUUGUGCCGGUUUUUUUUCUCUCACAUACCUUUAAAAUCUGAAAUCUCAAAACUGAAAUCAUUGCCCUAGUGCUCUUGUGAUAGGAGGGAGGCAGAAUGCGACUUUUAUGCACAUGUAAAACUUUCUAUACAGAGCGUGUAUUUUGUCGUCCCGACCAAACUGCGUGUGCACACCACGGAAGUACCUGCCGUAAAAGAAUCACUUGACGUGUUACUCCCCACACGUGGCGAAGCUUGGUGGCAGUGUAAAUAAGCUUGUUUUUAGCGCAUGGUGAAAUGUAUAGCUGCCAGUAGCACUCUUUGGGGCUGUCUCAUCAAAACGAUUUCUGAGAUUUUCACAUUUAUUGUUGUGUUGUGUAUUAAGUAUUAUUCUAUUUGGAAACUGAAACCAAGAUGUCUCGCGCAUGCUGCGUCGCUACCCAAAAAAUUCAUGUGAAAGGAUGAUCGCAUAGUUCUUGUCGCGUGGUUCAGAAGAAUUUGCAUACUGUAGUAGAGGCCGGAAGAAGAAAAGUUCAUGACGUUGUAACUCUCAAAUGUUUGCUGAAGAGAAGACCCAUCUGCAGUCUUUUGCGUUAUUGAUGUAAAUCUUCAUGACAGGGUACAUUGAGGACGUAAAUCGUUUAUCUAUUCUUCGA